Molecule: messenger RNA, 1778 nt
Organism: Durotheca rogersii
Lineage: Eukaryota; Fungi; Ascomycota; Sordariomycetes; Xylariales; Xylariaceae
Product: DNA repair protein
Exons: 3
Coding region: 159-1433 (424 amino acids)
Biological process (GO): nucleotide-excision repair involved in interstrand cross-link repair; UV-damage excision repair; base-excision repair
Cellular component (GO): nucleotide-excision repair factor 1 complex
Molecular function (GO): damaged DNA binding
Source: RefSeq, a predicted model, not a curated record
CCCGUCCGCUCACCUUAACUCUGAUACCAUCCUCAACGCAGACCACCUCAUACCUACACCUUCAAUACUGACCCGACCUGCCCGUUAACCCAACCAAAUCCCACACCCAAGGACGCGCAAGCAGCAUCCGAUCACUCCUCUCCGCGGCCCAGUGAAGGAUGGUGCGCCCUAUCACGCCGCCACCACAAGCCCCAACCGCGGGCCCCUCCCAACCCGCCGCCUCUCCUCCCACUCCCGAACUCACGCGGCGCAUCGAAGAGAACCGUCUCCGAGCCAAAGCCCUUCGCGAACAACAUGAGGCCGCCGCCCGCGCAGCAGGCAUACCUGCCGUCUCCAAGACGCCCUCGGGCUUCGUCGCCACCGAUGAAAUACGCAUCCCGAACACACGCAAGCGCGCCUACGAUGCCAUCUCCACCGCCGUUCGAGUUCGUGAGACUCCCUCCACCAGCCGCGACGGCCGCGCGAACGGAGCCCCGCCGGUCAAGGGUGGUGCCACCGGUACUGGCACGCAGCCGCCGACGGGCAAAGACGAGGGCGCUAUCCGGCCGGCGAGGAAUUUCGCCAAGUACGUCGACUACGACUUCGGCAAGAUGACCGACACGAAGGGCGGGUUCUUGAGCACCGAAGACGACCCCUGGAAUAAAGCCAUGUCAGGGUCCGUCGCAUCAGGGAGCAAGGGUAGCGGACCAGGCGGCGAGGGCGUGGAGGAGAAGCCCAAAGGGAUGACAGCCCAAGAAUGGGAGCGAUUGCAGCUGCUGCGGCAACUCCAGCGGCAGAAGGCCGGGCCGUUCGAGCCGGGUUUGAGCGUGCUGCAGGACAAAAAGGAGCGGAAGAAGUGCCGCGAAUGCCGCAGCCUAGAGAUCGACUUCGUUUGGGAGGAGGUAUUCGGCUGCGCCGUCUGCGGUCAAUGCAAAGAAAAGUUCCCCGAGAAGUACAGUCUCCUAACCAAGACGGAGUGUAAGGAUGACUACCUCCUGACCGAUCCGGAGCUGAGAGACGAGGAGCUGCUGCCGCACCUGUCAAAACCCAACCCGCACAAAUCGCACUGGCACGACAUGAUGCUCUUCCUGCGGUACCAGGUCGAGGAGUACGCGUUCGGCGAGAAAUGGGGCUCGGCGGAGGCGCUGGACGCCGAGUUUGAGCGCCGCGAGGCGGAGAAGAAGAAGCGGAAGGAGGCCAAGUUCAAGGAGAAGCUGCUCGACCUCAAGAGGCGGACGAGGACGGACGCGUACCGGCGGCAGCACGGGAGGCUCGGCGGCGGCGCGGGGUCGGGGCCGGCGUCGUCGUCGAGUAAGAAGGCCAAAUUCGGCGACGCCAUCCCGAGCAACGGAAAGCACGUCCAUGAGUGGGGGCGGCCCGUCGAGAACGAGGACGGCGCGACGGUGAAGACGUGCACGGCUUGCGGCAUGGAGGUCGAGGAGCUGGAGUUUUGAGGCGUCAUGGAUAGAUAUAUAUACUUAUUACCUACCAUUUGCCCGACAAUGAUACCCGCUGAGCAUUUCUCUACGCGCUACCUGUCGGAGAAGUGUGACCUUGGUUGCGUCAAGGGUAUCGUGGAUGUAACGAACGCCGUGAAUUCGUUGUGUGGCAGUUCCGAACAUGGUUGGUACUAUGGUUGCCACACUAAUCAGCCGAGCCUUACUAUCAAAUUGUUGGUCCAUCGGAUAAUAGUGCCUUGGCUUUAUAUUUCUUAUAGUGACAACUUAUACAGCUAUAGAAACUUAUAGGAGGCAACUGUUACGGAGUACGGCAAGCAAAACACAUGAUGUCAUCUUUAG